UAUAUUAGAUAGAGAACUUGCAUGCACGAGGAACAUUUUACAAUAUGAUCCUUGGGACUGUAUAACCAUUUGUGUCUUAUCCCCCUGUAUUAAAACUGCUCUAAGGACGACUUUCACCGACAAGGAGGAAAGAGUCAUGAAAUAAAAAUGGAUGGUACAAAUUUGUUAAACAUGGCGACCACAGGGAGCCUGCUGCUGCUUCUUCUUAACCUCAGUGGAGCCUUUUGUGCAGCAGUGCAGUGGACAGAACUAAAUGAAGCAAAGGCCUACCUGAAGCAGUAUGGCUACCUGACUGACUACGCUGAUGCACAGGACCCUGAAAACCUCGAGCAGGUCAUAGAAGCUCUCAGCGUUUUCCAGAGAGCGAAUGAUCUGCCACCUACAGGAGAAAUAGAUGAAGCUACUCUGAGUGUGAUGAGAGAGCCUCGCUGUGGGAUGGAGGACAACUUCAACAAGAAGCAUCAUAGAUACAGAGUGAAUGCUGGUUGGAGAAAGAAGAGUCUGACAUAUCGCAUCUACAACUACACACCUGACAUGAAGGAGGCGGAUGUGGACACAGCCAUCCGCUCUGCAUUCAAGUACUGGAGCGAUGUGACUCCUUUGACCUUUAGAAAGGUCAGCUUUGGACGAGCAGACAUUAAGAUCUUCUUCCAUACGACAGAUGGCUGCGCUGUGCCGUUUGAUGGCCCUGGUCGUGUGCUGGCCCACGCUGAGUUUCCAGAGUCAGGUGUUGUCCACUUUGAUGACGACGAGUUCUGGACUGAGGGGACGUAUUAUGGCUCUAAUCUACGCAUUGUUGCCACCCAUGAGAUCGGACACGCCCUCGGCCUCUCUCACUCUGAGUUUAGAAGAGCUCUGAUGGCUCCAGUCUACAACGGCUACAAGGCAAACUUUAGGCUGCAUUUUGAUGACAUCCAAGGCAUCCAGGCAAUAUACGGCAACCGCAUGACCAGCCCUUUAGCAGACCCGACACACACGGACAGUCUGAUUCCUACAGAGAGCAGCCGUGAGAAUGAGACCAUACCUGACCCCUGCACUGCUGAUCUGGAUGCCAUCAUGUUAGGUCCAUGGAGGAAAACUUAUGCAUUUAGUGGUGAUUAUGUAUGGACCAUCUCUGAUCUGGGACACAACCCACCAAUGAAGAUCACUCAGCUGUGGACCACACUUCCUGGAAACCUGAAUGCUGCUGUACACUCUCCAAGAACCAACAAGACCUACUUUUUCAAAGGCAGCAGAGUGUGGAGAUACACCAAGUUCAGUCUUGACUGGGGCUACCCUAAAGAUGUCAAAAGGAUCCCUCACAGUAUUGAUACUGCCCUGUACCUGGAGAAGAACAAGAAGCUGGUCUUUAUUAAGGGUUCAGAUCACUGGCAAUGGGACGAGCUGAAGUACAAUGACUUAUCCCACUACCCAAAACCGCUGUCCAUGCUCUUCUCGCGGGUGCCCUCCAGUCCAGAUGCAGCCUUCACCUGGACAAACGGAAAGGUGUUCUUCUUUAAGGGAGACGAGUAUUGGCGGAUGAAUGAGAUGCUUACGGCCGACAGAGGAUACCCACAGAGCAAGAAGGCGCGCUGGAUGCAAUGCUAGGGGUCCACCACCAGGAGGCAACAGGUGUAUAAGACUGGUGCCAAGAGAUGAUCAACCAGCAGGGGUCGCUGGUUCCAUUCCAGGGGCAUUGACAACUGUGCAACCUCAACAGCAGUGAUUCAUUGUAGAACUGAUUUUAUUUCACUGGAUCCAUGAUUCCCUGCCCUCCAGAGCAGGAAGUCUUUUUUUUUUUAGUUCUUGAGCUUUAUUGUUUGUGUUUUUGUGACUGGGUGUCUUAUGUAAGCUUUUGUAUGAUCUCAGGGAGAAAUCGAGGAACGCCUUCUGUUUUUCUCUCAAGCAUGUGUGUUUGAUUAUGUGUCUUAAUACCUUCUGGCAGAUGUAAUACGACGGUCGGAGUGUGCACUUUCUACUCAGCCUUUAUUAUGUAACACUUUUAAAUUUUACCAAACACAUCCAUUAUCUCAAUAAUCACACAGGUCUGUGAGAAAUCAUGUAGCAAAAAUGUGUCCUGAGUGAAUCAUUUCUGCAAUUAAACGACACAUAAUAUCAACUGUAAAAUCGACUUCUUCAUUUCAUUUCCUCGCACUAGAAAGGAGGUUUAAAAGCAAAAUGCUCACUAUGAUCAAGGCCAGGCUGUCCUGUACUGAAUCGCCUGCAACACAAAAAACCUUGGAAGCACCAUGGCAACCUAAACCACUCGCUGAGUAGGAAAUCCUUCCUAUGUCCUUGGAAAUCUGAUGAGUAAUUCAGCCAGUGUUGCUAAGAGCCCACAGAAACAAUGGUGUAAUUUAUUCAACUCGACCAAGGACUAGAAACUGUUUUUUUUUUUUAUCAAACACUUUUAUUUAUUCCUAUUUGAAAUUUCUAUCAACAGGUAUGUACAAAUUCAGGUAACAAAGCACAUUGUCCCUGCAAAUAAAAACAACAUAAAGGGGGUAAUUAUUUAAAAAUCUA
This is a messenger RNA of Labrus bergylta (ballan wrasse), 2502 nucleotides long. RefSeq names its product matrix metallopeptidase 19 (gene mmp19). Gene Ontology annotation, molecular function: metalloendopeptidase activity; zinc ion binding. The record is from RefSeq and is a predicted model, not a curated record. Gene Ontology annotation, cellular component: extracellular matrix. NCBI's taxonomy places the organism in Eukaryota, Metazoa, Chordata, Actinopteri, Labriformes, Labridae. Gene Ontology annotation, biological process: extracellular matrix organization; proteolysis; collagen catabolic process.